Molecule: messenger RNA, 5526 nt
Organism: Xyrichtys novacula (pearly razorfish)
Lineage: Eukaryota; Metazoa; Chordata; Actinopteri; Labriformes; Labridae
Source: the annotation of a GenBank genome assembly
AGUGCUCUAACCACUGAGCUAUGGAGCCCGUCGUGUUCGCUAUGGAGUACGGUGUAAUUUUGAAAUGAUAACUCUGACCAUAAAAGGGACGUACUGACGUAGUUACUGCACCACAGCGCUUAAAAGCUUGCCUCUGACCGACUUUACUUCAGACUUUUCGAACUGCCGGGUGUGGAUUUGCGAUACGUUCCUCCAGAAUGGCAGUUUUUCAGCUCCUACUCGGCUACUCGGCUCAAAUACUAAUGUUUCUGCUCGGUCUGGCUUUCUUCGCGUUUCUCGGUUACUGCUUGUAUAUUAAACACUUGCAUGACAAAUAUGACCACAUACCCGGACCACCAAGAGACAAGUAAGAUAUAUAUUUUUUUCUUUUGAAAGAGGGUUAACGAGGUUAGCUUACGUUUUCUGAAACUCGGGAUUUAGCUAGCGUUGACCUGUCACUUCUGGUUUCUUCACAGUUUCUUACUGGGACACACUCCGUCGUUUCUGAAAGUGAUGAAAGAUGGCGGAAAUGUUCACGACAAAUUUCUGGAAUGGUGAGUAAAAGCGACAUUUUCACUUAUAUGUAUAAGAAGUAGACCAACUAUUGCUGCAAACACUGUUGAAAUACACUACUGGAAAAGUUGUUAAAAUUUUGCUCUCCUCAUGUUUGCUAAAGUGAAAAAGUGGACAAAAUAAAUGGGACACCACCACCUAUCAUGUCUCUUAUAAUAAGUGUUUUGUUUAUUAAUCACCUGUUUGACAAAAGUCUCCUGAAAAUCUCAGAUAAAGCUGCCCAGGUGUUCAUAAAGUCAUGGCUGGUGGGUGUGAGUCCAGUAAAUACAGCCUUUACUGCUGCAUGUUCAAACCUGUUUAGUCCACAAACCUUUGUUUAACUAACUUUGAUAUAUCUUCUAUGUCUUUAGGCAGGUGUUUGCAUUCUGACUUAUUAAGUUGACAUGUAGUGUGAAGCUUUAAUGUACUAUUUUAAUCUACAGGUCUGAGACAUAUGGCCCUGUUUGCCGGAUAAAUGCCCUACAUUACGUUUUACUACUUGUGUACUGUCCAGAGACAACCAAGGUAAAUACCCUUUUGUACGGUGGCCUAGAACCGCCACUGCUGCAAAUAAAAAAAGAAUGGGGGGGGAAAAAAAGAGGUUGCAACAGAAGUUACUGAUGGAAAAAAUAAACUGAAGCCUGCUGCAAAUAAAAAAGAAACGGUGCAGAUUAAAAAAAGAUGCAACAGAAAAGGAAACUUAAAAAAAAAAAAAAGUUAAUAAAAGGAUGCAAAUUUUAAAAAGCCACAACGGAAGUGAGCUGCGGGGAACCAAUGAUGAAGAUGCACCGGUGUUUUAUGAUCUAGGCACAGAAGACGACGGCGAAAAGACGAGCAAAGAAGUAGGUGGAAAGAUUAUAGUUUAAUUUCACUUUGUGUGCUUUUCAAUGUGUCAUUUGGCCAUGUAGCGCCUGAGUUGAUAUGAAGUUGAACUGGAGGAUGCCGGUGUAGUGUUAGCUUCAGUUCAACUUCAUAUCGACUCAGUCGCUACAGGGCCUAACCAAAUGACACAUUAAAAAGUUUAAGAAGCAGAAUUAAACAAUAACCGUUCCACUUACUUCUUUGAUCAUCUUCUCGCCGUCGUCUUCUGUGGCUAGACUGAGCUGUUUACAUAAUCUGCAACAAACUGAAAUCUACUAACUCACUGAAUACAACAAAUCAUGGGUUUGAAGGAUCUCUGUAUUGACUUCUACUAAUAAUUUAUAUUGCUCUUUUUUGUAAAAUGAAAAUUGGCUGGAUGGAAGUUUUGCUUUUGUUUUGUUUAAUGUGUAAACAUGUGCUCUGAUAAUAAUUACUCAAUUUAUGAUUUUAUUCUAGGAAAUCCUGAUGUCACCAAAGUACCCUAAGGACAAAUUCCUCUACAAGAGACUCUUCUACCUGUUUGACGAGAGGUUGUACAACACUUUUACUCAAGUGGUCUGGGAAGAAGUUAGCAGAACUUUGUCCACUGUGUGAAAAUGUUUAAGCAGGAUUAUUAAUGUGAAUGACAUUUUUCCAGUAGUUUCAGUUCACUAUUUUAUGUCAGCUUGUUUUUGUUUACCUGUAGGUUUCUUGGUAAUGGCCUUGUAACAGCACAGGAUCAUGAACUGUGGUACAAACAGCGUCGGAUCAUGGACCCUGCAUUCAGCAGCUUGUGAGUUAUUGAAAAAUCACACCAAAAACACAAAGAAUGUGUUUGACCAUGGAGAAAAAAAACUACACUGUUGAAUCCGUUCUGGUAUUUUCCUUGUCCUUUAAAAGAAUUUGUGUGGAGCGUUGUAUGGCUACGUUGUAAAGGUACCAUUAUUUCCAGGUAUUUGAGAGGUCUUAUGGGCACCUUCAAUGAGAGGGCAGAGAAACUGAUGACUAAACUUGCGGAUGUGGCCGAUAACAAAACAGAGGCCAACAUGCUUCACCUAGUCAACUGUGUAACACUUGACGUUAUUGCUAAGGUAUCUUUCCAUACGAGUAAAAUCAGGACGUUCUGAAGAGCUAAUUCAGUUAGUUUGAUGUUUCUUCAUGUUUGUUUUCAUGGUAACUCUCAGGUUGCUUUUGGAGUGGAUUUAGACCUGCUGCUUAAUAAUUCACCUUUACCUGAUGCCAUUGAGACGUGCCUGAAAGGGAUGACGUUCUAUGUAAGGGACACUUUGUUUGAGGUAAGAAGAGUUGUUUGGAGAACAAACCAAAUCAAAACUGUUUACACAAAUAAAUGUUAAAUUUAAAAAAUCUUCAAAUUCCAGUUUAAGCCUGGGAACCGCCCUUUCAUUAAUGAAGUGAGGAAAGCAUGCCGCCUGCUGCGGAGUACAGGCGCUCGAUGGAUUCAAGACAGAAAGACCGCGUUGAAAAACGGAGACGACGUUCCCAAAGACAUCCUCACACAAAUCAUCAAAACUGCUGGCAAAGGUUACUAUCUCUAAAGUUCAGAUUAAAUCAGGUCAGAUAAGAAGGAAGUUUUCACAUCCUCAUGUGCAACAGGGUCAAGACGGCUGUAAAUGAUAUAUGUAAAAGCUAGAUAAUAACUCUGUGUUUAUUUUAAAGUGUAGGUUGUGAUCUAAUAAUGUGGGAAAAGUAGAAAAAACAACAUCUUCAUAUGUGUGUCAUUUAAUUACAACAAUGUUGGAUUUGUGGCAAAGGUGUGCAAAAGAGCUUUUUCCUUGUCGUAUACAGUAAACAUUGUCCGAGUAGGUGAAGUAGGUCAGUAAAUGAUCACAUUUGACUUCAGUCCAACCCGUUAAUAAUUAUCUUUUCAUUCCUGACUGGAUUUAUUUUUAACUGUUUGUUUGUGUUUUUUUUUCAUGAACAGAGGACAACAUGUCUAAAGAAGAUGAAGAGUUCAUGCUGGACAAUUUUGUGACAUUUUUCAUCGCGGGUGAGAUUGAACUGCAUCUGUGAGGUCUUUGUGUCUUUUCAACGUUUUGUCGUAAGGCGUUGCACUAGAGAAAGCAGACUGAAUGGUCGGCUGUUUUCGAUGUUAAAGUGCUAUGGUUGCGUGUAGCUGCGGCCUGCUACUACGCAAUUGUUUGCUACUUGAUCCUAAUUCAGCACAUGAUUGGUUCAGUGCAAAGAAACUCCCCUUUUCAUUGGCUAUUUGUAUAGUGUACCAAAACAUGGCAGAAUGCCGACUAUUAAAAAGAAUGUUGACCAUGUUUUAUAUUGAUAUUGAGGGAAAUAAAUUUUUGAUAUAUAUCGUUAUGGUUUUAUUGCCCAGCUCUUGUUAAACUUUGAUAAAAACAGUAUUUAAUGGUUUGCAAAUAAUCUAAACCCUAUAUUGAAUUAAAAAUAGUGCAAAGACAACCUACCAAAUGUUUAAGAAAGUGUUUAAAUAUGCAAGAUUCACUCUGUAAAAGGAUGGCAUCAUAUUUCUUAUGCUUUCCUGUUUGUGCAGUGAUUCCCAACUUUUUGGGAGUUUGGGUUUGCUCGGAUAUUCAGUCAUUCCGCUUGUGUUCAUGAUUCUGAACGGGCUUUGUCACCUGUAACAUUUCAGGGCAAGAAACAACAGCAAAUCAACUUGCUUUUUGCAUCAUGGAGCUUGCAAGACACCCUGACAUACUGGAGAAGUAAAAACUUACGAUACGAGCAGAUUUGAAAUAUGAGUACACAGUGACGUUUUGUUUUUUUUAAGUUGUUUUUCUCCCGUAGAGCGAAGAAAGAGUUGGACGACGUCAUCGGGAUGAAACAGGAUAUCAGUUAUGACGAUUUGGGGAAGCUGGUCUACCUCUCCCAGGUACUAUAAAGGGAUAUUUAAAUUCAAUAAUUUGGCUUUUUAUUCUUUUAGAUUCUUUCAUCUGUUUUUAACCUUCUGAAUCCAAGACCUAAGAUGGGCAAUCUCCCACUAUGACCUCUCCACAGGUGCUAAAAGAGACCCUGAGGAUUUACCCCACAGCUCCAGGGACAUCUCGUGAUAUACCUGAAGACAUUGUCAUCGAUGGUAUCCACAUACCUGCAGGGGUUACAAUCUUUGUGAGUGAUUCAGAAAAGAAAGUUGGCCUAAACUACAUAACCAUUCAUACAGCCGCUGACGUGUUCACAUUGUUUUAACUUCAGUUCAGCUCCUAUGUCUGUGGAAGAAUGGAGAAGUUCUUCAAGGACCCGUUGAAAUUCGACCCGGACAGAUUUCACCCAGAUGCUCCCAAGUAAGUCGCACAGAAUAUUCAGAUAAAGAGGUUUUAUCAUUUGGGUCAGUAUGCUAGGUCGUGAUUAUUUAUCGAGGUUAUCACUUCUAUGUUUUUAAAGGCCUUAUUACUGCUACUACCCUUUCGCCCUCGGCCCGCGUUCAUGCCUGGGACAGAACUUUGCUCAGGUGGGUGGUAUGAUGAGUGAAUACUCAACAUAAACAAACACUGAAACCACGUGGUAUUUAUUCAAUGCGCGAUGGGAUGAUUGCAGAUGGAGGCUAAAGUGGUGAUGGCCAAGCUGCUGCAGCGGUUCGACUUCACCCUCGUGCCGGGACAGAGCUUCGAGGUGCGGGACUGUGGCACGCUCAGGCCGAUGGGCGGAGUGGUGUGCACGAUCAGGCACAGGGAUUACAAAAAGGAGAAAAUGAGUCAACAGUGACAGCUAGUAAAGAGACGUCACAUUAGUCCAUGUGGUGAAGGCCGGGUGAUUGAUUUUCUUUACUAACCAAACUCCUGAUUGCUGCUCUAAUGUAGUUUUUAUACACUUUUCCUGUCCGUUUAUAAGAAUUCAACAGAAUAUAGGAUGCUUGUUUUGACAAUUUACAGUAAAAAAUAUAACCAAAUAAAUGUAUAUUAUGAUUUAUUUUCUGUACAAGGAUGACAGCGUGGUAUUUUUUCAUGUUUUCAGAUGAUAUAAGCAGCCCUUAAUUCUUCUAAGAGCUAAUAAUUAAGCACUGACUGAUCACUUUUAUAACCACUGAGAGUGAAAACUGCCUUUUUCUCUCAACACGAAUGUAGGAGCCGCAGAAAUAACAUUUUACCAAGUUACUAUUCUAUAUUUUUGUACUGAUUAAAAGAAAAAAGAUUGUUUUGCAGUUAAAUAAAUGAUCAUUUAAUUGUG